Messenger RNA from Stomoxys calcitrans (stable fly), 1494 nucleotides. It is a transcript of the gene CCHa2, whose product is annotated as neuropeptide CCHamide-2. Gene Ontology annotation, molecular function: neuropeptide hormone activity. The record is from RefSeq and is a predicted model, not a curated record. Lineage: Eukaryota; Metazoa; Arthropoda; Insecta; Diptera; Muscidae. The transcript has 4 exons. The coding region runs from base 450 to 905 and encodes 151 amino acids. Gene Ontology annotation, biological process: neuropeptide signaling pathway.
UUAAGUUCGGAACGCUUGAAAUAUGUACAACAUACGAGCACAUUAACUGAGCUCAAGAUCGAUCCUCAAUUGCUAACGUUAAUUUUUUUAACAAAUUUAGCAAAUAGUGAUCUGAUGGCAGUUUUUAGUUAAAUUAAUAAUAAAUAAGUUGCAAAAUAAUUCAAGUGAAAUUUAUCUGUGAUUUAAAAGUUCCUUAAGUGAAACGAACGAAGCACACAAAAUGUUAAUUAGUAAUUGGGGCUUAAUCAAUAACAAAUCGAAAUGCACAAAUACCACGAAAUGAUUGCUUUAAUUGACCGAUUGAAUGAAUAAAAUGAAGUGAAAUGCUUGUAAAGAUGAUUAUGAAUUAACGCCCAUUUUCUUUGAUUAUGUGCUAUGUGUUUGACUAAUUACCUACGCACGGACAUUUGUUACUUAAUUACAACAAUUCCAAAGAGUUUGCUGUAAACAUGAAACUGUCAAUAUCCUUCUUCCUGGUAGUCAUCUGUACCAUGUGUUUGGCUGCUCAACAAAGCCAAGCAAAAAAGGGCUGUAAUGCAUAUGGCUAUGCAUGCUAUGGAGGACACGGUAAACGCUCAUUGAAUUCCCCUGUGCCGGAUAUAUUGUCAACAGGUCUCGACCAGAACGAGUUGAAUCAGCAGCAGCAACAGCCGUCGCCACUGCAGCAACACCAUCCCAAUGCCAUGUUGCAAAUGUAUCCGAGCGAGGCAAACAUGCUCAUCGAUGGUGGUGACCUGGAAGCAUAUCCCAGAUACCGAUUAAUUAAAAUUAUGAAAUCUUGGUUUGGAAACACUCACAGACGACCUGCUGCUGACCGCUUAUCCGACAUCGAUUACCCUAUCUCAGGGGAAAUGUUUAACCAUGAAUCCAAUCCUACAAUAAACAACAACCACAUUACAUACUAAGUUCGAAUAGCAUCCCUACUGAAGAUAACAUCUAACGCUAAAAACCAAAUCAAGCCAAAAGGAGAUUAGUAACUACUGACAUGCGUGUUUUCUUCGUUCCCAAGCUCAUGCUUCUACUAUAUAAACGUUAUCAUCCAUUUCGACUUAAAAACUAUUUUCAAAUUGUAAAUAAAAUAAAUACUACACAAUAAUAACGCGAUUCUCUUAAUUCAUAUGCAAAUAACAAAUCUUACACAGAAAAAAAAAAAUUGUCACAAACUUGCUUGUAAACCAAAUCAAAUAGAAGGAACAAAUUAUAAAAAAAAAAUUUUACUGAAAUUUUUUCGUACAAAAAAAAAAUAAUAAAACAGGGCUGGUAAAAAAUUUCAGUUAAAAAGAAACUUUGAAAAUUGCAAAAAAUAACGAGAUUAUGUAGUAUAAUAAAAGAUACAAUGUGUAUGACUAAGGAAAGCAAAAGACUAUAAAAAAUAUUAUUAAAAAAAAAUCUAGAAACUCUACGAAUAUAUAUUGUAUAUACUAAGACAAUGGAUAUGAAACUACAAUUUUAAAUAAAACUUAACUACUACUACCUACAAUUAAUUGCAAAUAA